AUGGCCAACCACAGCAACAGCAAAAGUGUUAACCAUGAUCCAGACGAAUUCUACUAUCUGAAGAUGGCCUUACAAGUUCUGUUUUCACUUUCCACUCUUUCUUUCUUAUUUUAUCACCCAUCACAACUAGCUCCUUUCUUUGUCCAAGCCUAUGAUUACUUUAGCUCCAAUUUUUCCAUCAAAGUGUUUACCUGCACCACUGAGAGAAACUUCAUAUUCCUUAUCUGCAAUGGGAUACUUGUGCUGAUCAUUCGGACAUCCGGGCUCGCAGGCAAGAUUGCGCCGGUCAAGAUAAGUCCAAAGGAUGUUAGUACUGAUGUUUGUAAUAUGGAGGAAGUUGAUGAAGCAAAAGGAGCAAAUGGUGCAAUGAAAGUCGAGGUCUUGGAAGUAAAAGGAAGCGAUCGUGUGGAGAAAGGAGUUGAUCCGGGCCUCGAGAUUGAAAAUCGAGAAAUUGAUCAUGAAGCACGAGAAGAAGAAGAUCCUGAUGAGAAUGAUGAUGAACAGCUGAGCAAGAUUGCGCCGGUCAAGAUAAGUACGAAUGAUGUUGGAAUUGAUGCUUGUAAAUUCGAUGAAACAAAAGGAGCAAAUGGUGUAAUGAAAGUCGAGGUCUUGGAAGUAAAAGGAAGCGAUCGUGUGGAAAAAGGAGGGAUCUUUGAUCCGGGCCUCGAGAUUGAAAAUCGAGAAAUUGAUCAUGAAGCACGAGAAGAAGAAGAAGAAGAUGAUGAUGAUGAUGAUGAUGAUGAUGAGAAUGAUGAUGAACAGCUGAGUAUUGAUGAAUUGAAUAAGAAAUGUGAAGAUUUUAUCAAAAGGGUGAAGCAAGAAAUUCAGGGUGUGUAG
Striga hermonthica is the source of this 837-nucleotide messenger RNA. The record is from the annotation of a GenBank genome assembly. NCBI's taxonomy places the organism in Eukaryota, Viridiplantae, Streptophyta, Magnoliopsida, Lamiales, Orobanchaceae.